GGUGAUCAAAACUAUAGUGGCUAUGGCGGCUAUGAUUAUACUGGGUAUAACUAUGGGAACUAUGGAUAUGGACAGGGAUAUGCAGACUACAGUGGCCAACAGAGCACUUAUGGCAAGGCGUCUCGAGGGGGUGGCAAUCACCAAAACAAUUACCAGCCAUACUAAAGGAGGACGUUGGAGAAAACAGCGGGAACUUCAUUGCAGGCCGUGUGUCACCCUGACCACGUCUAUCUCUGGGGGUCGCACGUUGCGGGCAGAGCGCAAGGCAUACACCAGAAAACGCUGUCCUGUGGAGGAGAUGGCUAAAGUUAACCCAUCUUGCAGGACGACAUUGAAGAUUGGUCUUCUGUUGAUCUAAGAUGAUUAUUUUGUAAAAGACUUUCUAGUGUACAAGACACAACUGUGUCCAACUGUAUAUAGCUGCCAAUUAGUUUUCUUUGUUUUUACUUUGUCUUUUGCUAUCUGUGUUAUGACUCGAUGUGGAUUUGUGUUUAUACAAAUUUUAUUUGUAUGAUUCCAUGUUAAACCUCAAAUAAAUGCUUCCUUAUGUGAUUGUUUUUCUGCGUCAGGUACUAAAUAGCUCUGUAAAAGUGUAAUUUAAAAUAAGCAAUAAUUAAGGCACAGUUUAUUUUGUAGGGAGUAUUGGUCCAUAGGGAGAAACUGUGGUCCUUUAUGAAUAGCCAGCUACAGUGUCCCCGUUCCCCAUUUUUGUUAGAUGUAUACUAUCUAAGGCUUCGUUUCCCUGCUAAAUGAGGGUUCUAUCACACCUUUAACCUUUCUUUUCUGUAUAUCUGGAGACCUUGUCCUAGGGUUGUCAUUAGUGGAAGCUUUCUAGCAGACCAUGAAUCUUCUGGACUAUGUCUUGGAAAAGUGCACCUUUCUGGCACAAAGCAUGUUGGUAGCUCCUUUCAUGAAUAGAAAAGAUUGUGCUUUGUUCCUGUCUCUGGGAAGCCAUUUAUUAAAGAUACACUAAAUCAGAAUCAGCGGUCUGCUAGAAAGAGCUUUGGCUAAUCAUAAUACCAUGACUUUGUUUUCUUGAUUAAAAUGUCCAGAUAUACCCAGGGAAAAGGCCCUGUUAAACUGUGUAUAGGAGCUACAGUUUAAAACAGUUAAAUUUUAACAAGCAUUUUGGCAGAUAGGUAUGAGGUUAAAAUUGGAGCAAAAGUUAGGUUGAGGUAUUUGAAGUAGUGGCUGAGGGAAUUAGUUGUCUUCUGUUGGUAUUGUCACAGCAAGCACCAAACUGAACAAAAUGUUUUCUAUUGGGGCAUUUUUAGGAAGCUAUAUUGGGUGUUAACUGUUAAUGUGAUGUGAGUUCUUAGAAAAAGUCAUGGUGGUAGAUUUCAUCAUUUUUAAUGCAUUAGUGCAUGAGCUGGGUAGUUAAGCAUACCCAGAUUCGGACAUAGGAAGGAGUAGUAGGGAAAAGUAUACUUUAAAUUUUAUGUAUGUCAGUGCAAAUCUAAGUGACUAAGUCAUUAAAAUAUCUUCCUGGUGCAUCAGAAAGCAGUUUUAGCCCUAGAUUUGGGAGAAUUUCUUGGGUAAACUCAAGUUUUGAAUUUUACAUUCAGUGUAAUUGGAUUUAAGGUUUUGAAGUUUUGUGUUCUGUGGUUCCACAUUACCCUCUAGGAUUGGCAUACGUGUUCACAUGCAGAGUAGUUCACUUCACCUUCAACCAAAUGUAAAUUUUUUUAUGCUGUUGAACCUGCCUUUUGUUUAUUUGGUGCCUGCAACUUUCUUUGUUGAAUGAUGUUUGUACUUGCUGGCUAUCAAGUUACAAUGCACUUGGCCUCCUUUUGCUCCUGUUUUGCUAUUUGACCUUAAACCUAGGCCAAGUACCAAUGUUGGUUAUUGCAAGGGACUGUUUAUUAUUUCAACAUGCAACCUUAGGGAACAAGGGAGAUUUUCAUUUUAAGUUGUUGUCAAAAUCUGUAGGCGCAGUGUCUUCUAAGGCAGUGAAUCCUGUUCAAAUUUAUGAUUAGGUGAGAAGUUGACAUUGAGAUUGUCCUUUCCCUGAUCAAAAAUGAAUAAAGGCUUUUUAAACAAAAUCCAAA
Molecule: messenger RNA, 2048 nt
Organism: Leptonychotes weddellii (Weddell seal)
Lineage: Eukaryota; Metazoa; Chordata; Mammalia; Carnivora; Phocidae
Source: RefSeq, a predicted model, not a curated record